AUGAAUUUAGUUGUUUUGAUAAUUGUUCAAUUAAAUUAUGUUUUAACACGAUCAACAUCAAUCAAUUCUGGUGACUGUCAUAUACUUAAGAUUUUACUGAAUCAAUCUCGAAUAAAUAUUUUGUCAAGUGAAAAUAAUAUAGUAUCUAAAUUAAAUGAUCAAUUAUUACGUAUUGAUGAUUUAAAACAAGCAGCUGUUCGUAAUUUGUUGAGCACUUCAGUAUAUUCAUCUGAAAUAUCUGAAACAGAAUCUGAUUUGACGGCAACUUCUAUUGAUUUCACACUAAUUAAUACCAUCGGUACAUCAUUAGAAGUUCAGUCAAGUGAAGCACAAGACACAAUAUCAAUAACAGAUUCGUCUAUAAAUAUACAAUCAACUAUAAUAACAUCUACAACAACAGCUUCUAUAACAACAACAUCUACAACAACAGCACCUAUAACAGCAACAUCUACAACAACAGCAUCUAUAACAGAAACAUCUACAACAACAGCAUCCAUAACAGAAACAUCUACAACAACAGUAUCUACAAUAACAACAGCAACAACAUUAGUUGAAAUGAUUAGUAGCUCUGAUAUUGCAGCUACUGUGAACAUCAGUGACAAUGGUCUUUUCUCUGAGACUAUCGAUAUGAAUACAACUAUUUUAUUCGAUACGGCAACAAUAACAUAUUCAAUCAUUACGUCGGACGAUCUUUUAACUACUAUAGAAUCACCAACUAAAUCUGAAAAGAAUUUAAAAUUAAUUCUUGGUCUUACUCUUGGCUUGGGACUUCCAAUAUGUCUUGGUAUAAUUGGUGGUCUUGUCUACUAUUUCAAAAUCUAUCAACCAAGACAUGCUUCAAUUGGUAUCACUAACACUAUUUAG
Messenger RNA from Rotaria sp. Silwood2, 864 nucleotides. NCBI's taxonomy places the organism in Eukaryota, Metazoa, Rotifera, Eurotatoria, Philodinida, Philodinidae. The record is from the annotation of a GenBank genome assembly.